UGAAUGUUGGAAGCUCGAUGAGAGUUAAGGCUCCUCGCGCCUAUCUUUUCUUUUCCUGUACUUGCUGUUAGUUUCGAUUUACUGCACUGCCAUGUUGUCCGCAAUUUUGCCCUUUGAGUUUCCUGAGUUGAAGAUCCAGGCGUCGCUACUGAUAGGCAUGGUAGUCUUGAGCAUCGCCCUUGUGUACCUCGUCGUCAAUGAGUUCAUUCGCCGGGCUGCUCGAGUAAAGGGAUUCGCGGGCCCACCUAACUGGCCCAUUGUUGGCAAUAUCCCGUAUAUCAGAUAUAACGCAGCGGAAAAGUAUCGGCAAUGGGCGAAGAUAUACGGAGACGUCUACCAGAUCCAGCUCGGAAAUGUCCCCGUUAUUGUCGUGAACACUGCGGAAGCGGCGAAGAAACUUUUCGUACAGAACAGUAAUGCAUUGAGUUCCAGGCCAGUAUUUUGGACGUUCCACAAGGUCUUGUCGAAUACCGCAGGCACGACCAUCGGUACCUCUCCGUUCAACGAAUCUCUGAAGCGCCGAAGAAAGGGAGCGGCAUCAGCGUUGAACAAGCCAUCUAUCUCAACCUAUAUCGGGCAUCUCGAUGUCGAAACCAGAGACUUUGUCAGAGAGCUCCUAGAAGACGGGCAAAAAGGUCAAGUGGGAAUAGACCCUACGCCGAUGAUUCAACGCCUCUCAUUGUCGCUUGCUCUCACCCUCAACUGGGGAACUCGCAUGGGGAGCAGGACGGAUCCACUUUUUAGUGAGAUUACCGAAGUGGAAGAAGCCAUCAGCAAGUUUCGGAGCACCACAGGAAACCUGCAGGAUUAUAUCCCAAUUCUGAGGUUGAACCCUUUCAGUUCCGGAAGCCGAACGGCGAGGGAGAUGCGUCGUCGGAGGGAUGUGUACCUCCAUCGUCUCAAUCGCGACUUGGAUGAGAGGAUGAAGAGGAAGAUCCAUAAACCAUGUAUCCAGGCUAAUAUCAUUCUGGACAAAGAAGCUGCCUUGAAUAAGGAAGAGUUGACGUCCAUCAGCCUGACCAUGCUCUCUGGAGGCCUGGACACGGUGACCACCCUCAUCCAAUGGAGCAUAGCCCUGCUGGGACAGCGGCCAGACAUUCAAGAGAAAGCUAUCCAGGGAGUUCGGAAAUAUCACACGAGCGAACAGCCGCUGUGCAGUGCCCAUGAUGACCAGAAAUGCGAAUACAUCGUAGCUCUGGUGAGAGAGUGCCUUAGGUACUUUUGCGUUCUCAGACUCGCGCUUCCCCGGACCUCUGUGAAGGAUAUCAGCUACGACGGGAAGAUUAUCCCGGCGGGAAGCACACUAUACUUGAAUGCCUGGGCAUGCAACAUGGACCCCACGAUUUGGCCUGAUCCGGAGACAUUUCGUCCUGAAAGAUGGCUUGAACAGCCUGAGGCCCCACUCUUCACCUAUGGAGUGGGGUAUAGAAUGUGUGCAGGAUCACUGCUUGCGAACAGGGAAUUGUACUUGACGUUCAUAAGAAUGCUGAACAGCUUUGAGAUAUUGCCGGAUAGUCCAGUGGAGACUGAUCCUGUCAUUGGGAGCGCAGAUCCAACCAGUCUAGUGGCCAUGUGUAAGCCAUACAAGGUCAUAUUCAAGCCAAGGAACGAGCAGGCCCUAGAGACGGCAAUAAAGGAAGCGCUUGAACAAGACAGAGUGAAUAGUUCAUGAUAGGACCGUAUGGUUGGGAUCAAGGAUAAUAGAGGCCUGAUUUUGACUGGGGUCUGGCUAUCCCCUUUCCAGUGCAGUACAAAUUAGGAUUAGACGUUCAGC
Westerdykella ornata is the source of this 1774-nucleotide messenger RNA. RefSeq names its product cytochrome P450 phenylacetate hydroxylase-like protein. The transcript is spliced from 3 exons. NCBI's taxonomy places the organism in Eukaryota, Fungi, Ascomycota, Dothideomycetes, Pleosporales, Sporormiaceae. The coding region runs from base 92 to 1672 and encodes 526 amino acids. Gene Ontology annotation, molecular function: iron ion binding; monooxygenase activity; heme binding. The record is from RefSeq and is a predicted model, not a curated record.